This is a messenger RNA of Neurospora tetraspora, 1851 nucleotides long. RefSeq lists its product as uncharacterized. NCBI's taxonomy places the organism in Eukaryota, Fungi, Ascomycota, Sordariomycetes, Sordariales, Sordariaceae. The record is from RefSeq and is a predicted model, not a curated record. The transcript has 4 exons. Bases 1 to 1851 code for a protein of 616 amino acids.
AUGCAUCUACCCUUCCGGUUCUUAUUCGGCCUUCUCCCCGGCCUUCUUCUGUUGUCAUCCUUCUGCUUGUCUCAAGAUGUUCCGUUUGAUGUGGAUGGUGGUCUGGAAGGAUGCACCAUAACAGACACAACCUACAACUCCGGCGGCACCAUCUCCGUCGCAGGAUGGACCAUCAAAGUCCCCAAAAACACCCAAGUCGGGUUCCCAGCUGCUUGGGUCCCCUGGCGUGAGUUUUGCGGUGAUUUGGCGUUUAUGAAGGGGUUUGAAGUUACUGUGGUCGGCAAUUCGAUUCCUGUACACGGCCCAACAGCAGGCCAAAUCUUCAUCUCCCAAUUCUCCACCUCCCUAGGCCGGGGCUUGAUCUCCUCCAUCUCCUACGACGGCACCAUCACCCUCGCCACCGGCGGUCCCCGCCUGCGCAUCAACGACCCCAACGGAGUUUACUCAACCGGCUACACCUCCCACCCCUUCUGGACCGCCGACGACGAAAACCCCUCUGUCUCUUCGUUUAGUGGGUUCCCCAUGUGCGUCCCCCGCAACUCUUCGGACCCCCUCUGCCCGAUGUCAAACCGGCCGACACUAGUGGCUGGUAGCAAACAGGGAACUUUUACUGCCCCCGACCCCAUGGUAAUGGCUCCGCUAGUCCCGGGAGAUUUCGUCGAGUAUGCGGGGGUAUGGGUGGGAGGGGAAAUGCUCGUCUACGAACUAGUAACCACCAACACACAGAUCCUAACCCCGGCCACCUUCCCCCCCUUCAUCCGCAUGGAAGACGUCCUCAUCGGCGUCUUUUCUGCGGACCCCAACGCCGAAGUAGCGCAGACGCGAUUCAUAGGGUACACCUCCGCUGCCUCGGGCACGUCCACUCUAACCAUCCACGCCGUUACAGGGUUCGAUGUGUGCACGGGGAAUAUCACCACGCGCCCUGUAAGCGGUGGGUCACUGAUAGCCGGUCAGGUGAGGAAUAAAUUCCGCACGGGAAUCACUUCGGUGGCGGGCGAUGUGUACGCGCGUGAGUACGUGGUUAUGAGCACGGCGAAUCCGGUGAGGACAAGGAACGGGAUACUGGCUGGUCAGUAUGUCCAGCCGGUGACGGAGUGGAUACAGCCGGAGCUGACUACCCCGGGAUUGCCGCCGAUACCGAAUGAUUUCUCAGCGAUGGAACAUCUGGUUAAGGGACUGGGAAAGGACGAGGGGGGACAUGUUUGGGGACCGUUGGAUCCGUUUCCGCAGUCGGGGGUUACGGUGGGGCAGCCGGUGGUUAACGAAUGCCCGCCGCCGCCGGCUGAACCAAGUCCCACGACGCCGGUUACUCCGCCGGCUGAUGACCCAACGAAUCCGCAACCGGAACCUACCACCGUUGUGCCUCCCCCUCCUACAACAACUACCUCCACGCCCACCCCUACGCCCACCAAGGACACGGUGAAAGUCGUCUCCGCCACUUGGAUCAGUUCCGGGUCCGGUACCCUAACCGUCACUUGCACAAGCAGUAACACCAAUAACACCCUCGUCGGGAUGCUCCUCGACACGCCGGUGCAGAUAGGACUGGUGAUGACUGCUUCCACGACAAACCCCGGGACGUGGACGUUCUCCAGUGUGAAGAUUAAACAGGUUACAACGGUUACUUGUAGGAGUAAGCUUGGAGGGAGCGCGACGGGGGCGGUGGCGGGGAAGAAGAAGAAGAGGGAUCUGAUCCUCGGCAUCGCGGAGCGGGUCUACAGGCGGGCCAAGCACGACUGCGCCGUCGGACUCCUCGUUGUCGGAAACCGUCAUUGCAUCUUGACCCUCAAUGUCGCUGUCACUUCCACUCUCGCUCUCGCUGUCGCUCUCGCUGUCACUUUCAAGCUCCGAUGA